UCAUCAUCAUCGUCGUCAUCGUCGCGGUCGCACUCAGCUGCUCGCACAGCGGCAGCAGUAGUAGAAAGGGUUCGAAGUGGGGCCCCGUUUUUGUGUGGUCGUCCGACAAGUGUCAGUCAGCCAGCAUCAGCGACAUCACCGCCGCCAACCAGCAACGUACAGACAGGAAGCCCUCCUGCUUGGCUUGGCACAACAGCAGCAGCAGCGGCGUCUGGGCAGUUAUGAGUUCGCGCGCGAAUUCAACUUCAGUCGAUAAAGCGUCGCGAUCGUAUUCACACCGUUUUGCUUGGUUGCUCUCGUCUCUCGUCGCGCGUCUCCGGAAGCCCGGCUCCUCACUAGGUGUUUGAAUUUUUCCCAUAACUGAAAAGGACUACUUUGAUUGGCGUGCGCGAUCGGGUGUGAUCUUCUUGCAUUUUUGGUGCGUUCGGGUGUGUGUGAAUGUGCGACGCUUGCUUUGUUUUUCCGUGUUCAGCGUACGGCGGUGUUUUUGCGUGAUCUUGUGUUUUUGGACAGCGAUCGCUGUUCGGCGGAAGUUUACCGCACCGCACGGAAAGUGUCAAGUGUUUGAAAAGUGCACUCACUACAUGAUCGCGGCAUGUGCGAAUGAAACGGAUGUCUAGCCACGGAGUGAAUUUUAAUUGGACUUGGUUCUGACGCGCGCGCGGAAAGGAAGUGUGUCCGUUUGGCGACCGUUCGUUGAAGGUCGUCAGUGUUUGCAUCGGUGGCCUUGCUUUUAGUUGCUGUUGUGUAUGUCAGCAUCGGCGGUCACGAUCUGCGGUUUGUGAAAGUGAAAGAAGGCGAAGAUUGUGCGAAAAACAUCAGAAGAAAGGAAAUUUCAAGGAGAGCGAUAAAAAGAAACGUGUUCUCGACUCGCGCGCGUUCGUCGUCUGAUGUCGGAGAAAGAGUGAUCCUCGGGUCGGGUGAGAGUGGGUUGGGUGCUGGCGCGAGUAAAAAUAGUUUACUGGUUCAUUUUUUAUCGGUUUCUGCUACUAACGGAGGAGCGUGCACCAGUGUGUGAACUGUGUGUACAUAUGUCAUUAAGUGUUCGAGUUAAUCGUAAAUAAAUGCUGGUGGUUAACCCCUUGCUGCCGCUCCGCUCCGAACGAGUUUUCAGCGCCAAAAGCGAAAAUAGUGCAUGACGCACUGUCACACUUCUAGCGAGAUACGGACAACAAAGUAGGCGUACAUCGUCCUACCUUACGCCUGAACAAAGAACAGCUCCCUGGAUCGACCGUAGCAAGCGCCGCGAAUACGAUCAACGUCGACGCAAAGGGUUAUCGCUUUCCUUCCUCGCAUGAAUGUCCAAAUCGUUCACAGCGAUCAAUAGCCGAAGAAAGUCACAACCCCCCACGGCCACAGAAUGACGAAACUAUUCGAGGACUGCCGUGCCCUAGACGGCCAGCAGCUGGUCGGUGCCAGCGACAGUGGUGACAUGACUUGGGCCAAACUUUUACCCGCCGCCGGUGGCGACGGCCAACCCGGCGACGGCGGUCCCAUUCCCAUUGUGGUAAAAUCCACAGACAUUUCCCGCGAAAAGGCCCCUCGCGACGUGCUGGUAACCAUCGAUCCGGACACGGGCAAGCAACAGGUCGACGCGGUGAACCCGGCUAACGCUGGGCGCCGCCGGGAGUCCAUCAUCGGUACAUUCCACCGGCAGUUGCGGCAGUCGCUGAAGGAAGCGUCCGGACCGCUAACAAGAUACCGACAGACGCGAUUUUCAUCGCGACGCAUACGGAAGCGCGUCAUCUUCAAGCAGGGCGAUUGCAACGUUGUACAGGGCAAUGUGGCCAAACGGAGACGGCGCUACCUGCAGGAUAUAUUCACCACCCUGGUCGACAUUCAGUGGCGCUGGACGUUGCUGGUAUUCGCCCUGAGCUUCAUCCUGUCCUGGCUGGGAUUCGCCAUCAUUUGGUACCUGAUCGGGUACAGCCACGGCGAUAUGGCCGCCCAUGCCAACGGAGACACCCAACACCAGCCGUGCGUUACGUUCAUCUACGGCUUCACGUCGGCAUUUCUGUUCUCGCUGGAAACGCAGCACACCAUCGGCUACGGGAACCGGUUCGUGACGGAGGAAUGCCCGGAGGCCGUGUUCAUACUGGCCCUGCAGAGCAUCACCGGUGUGUUCAUCCAAGCAUUUAUGGUUGGCAUCGUGUUUGCCAAGCUGUCCCGGCCGAAGAAGCGCGCCCAAACGUUGCUGUUCUCGCGCAACGCCGUCAUCUGCCACCGGGACGGGGUGCCGUGUUUGAUGUUCCGCGUCGGGGACAUGCGCAAGAGCCACAUCAUCGAGGCGCACGUGACGGCGCAGAUCAUCCGGCGGAAGAUCACCAAGGAAGGCGAAACGCUGCCGUUCUACCAGCAGAACAUGGAGGUCAGCUGCGACGGCGGCGACGACCGGCUGAUGUUCAUCUGGCCGACGAUCGUGGUGCACAAGAUCGAUAAGGACAGUCCGCUGUACAAUCUGUCCGCACAGGACAUGCUGCGGGAGCGGUUCGAGAUAGUCGUUAUGCUUGAGGGCGUAGUGGAAUCCACUGGCAUGACGACCCAGGCCCGCAGUAGCUACCUACCGUCGGAAGUGCUAUGGGGCCACCGAUUCGAGUCGGUUGUCACGUUCAAACGGGACACCGGAGAGUACGAGGUGGACUACACCAUGUUCAACAAUACGUACGAAGUGGAUACACCGUUGUGCAGCGCACGGCAACUGCACCAGGUCAAGAAGGAGCUCAACAAGCAAGGGCUAGUCCCAUCGUCAUCUUCAUCCAGCGACGAGUCGGACAACACGUCCACCUCGGAAGAUGCCGCCAUCGACAAGGGCCGACAUCUCCACAGCAACGGUUACCUGUAUUUCAAUGUCACCCCUGCUGGCGGUGGUGGUGGAGGUGAGGCCGAUGUUACGGCUUCACCUCCGCUGAACAGUCGUAGAACUCCGGUUCAACCGAGUUCGGUGGCUGCAGCUGCGACUGCGAAUGUUCGCGGUGGUGGUGGUGGAGCUGAAGAUGUAGUCACCGUGCUGACCGAGGGAUCGCCCACAGCGAGUCCAAAGCAGCGCAACUUCCGCAAGCUUUCCAUCAAGGAACCUUCGAUGGAUUCGCUGUGCUGAGAGGAGAGGUGAAGAGGGUUUCGUGGCGUUGAUGAGGUUGUUCUUGCAGUAGGCUGUGCAAGCUGGGAGAGUUCGUUGAAUCCAAGGAUACCAUAGUGCAGGGUUAACCGAUGAUACCGAUGAGAGUUCCACCUCGGUCGCCACACUAGAACAAGAACAGCUACCGAUCUGCCAAGCGGAACUCGUUGAUGAACUGUAGGUUAGGUACUAUACUACUGCUGCACAGUGCGUGAUUAGAGGUGAAACACACCACGUUUUCGAAAUCGCAGGUCUUUCCAUUCGAGCUAGCUCAGUGUAGGUCGUAAGUGUUUUAUUGUGUAAUUUUCCUUUUUUAGAAUUUUGUUACACUAUUGUCAUAUCAGUUUUUACGUACGUAACGAAGAACACAAAGUGAGACAGAAGAAGCUAUUCAGAAGAUGAAUCAAAUUCAUCGAUUAUGCCAUAAGUGAAGAGUUUUACCAAGUAGGAUAUACUUCA
Messenger RNA from Aedes albopictus (Asian tiger mosquito), 3574 nucleotides. RefSeq names its product G protein-activated inward rectifier potassium channel 3. Gene Ontology annotation, molecular function: inward rectifier potassium channel activity. Gene Ontology annotation, biological process: potassium ion import across plasma membrane; regulation of monoatomic ion transmembrane transport. The record is from RefSeq and is a predicted model, not a curated record. Gene Ontology annotation, cellular component: plasma membrane. NCBI's taxonomy places the organism in Eukaryota, Metazoa, Arthropoda, Insecta, Diptera, Culicidae. The transcript is spliced from 11 exons. Bases 1361 to 3097 code for a protein of 578 amino acids.